UGACACUCUCUCCUCUACUCCAGGCAACAGAAGCUGCCAACUGUCGCCAACCCUUUUUUCUUGGCCUUGUUGACCUCAGCAGCUUCUUCCUGGUCCUGCAUGAGUCAAUAGUUACCCUAGCCUGGCUUGAUCCACCGCCGCGCAAUCGAAUAUAGCCCCGGAGCUCCUUUGACCGAGUCGUUGCCGCUGCAGCGCUCUCCGCAACUCACUGACCGACGAGCUCAGCGACCGCCCUCCGUGCAGCCAUGCUUCCUGCGCAUUGAAACGUGGUUGACUCGGACACUCAAUUAAUUCCCGCGACUUACAUACUGCCCAGCGUAUGCUCACACCUUCAACUGCUGCGUGUCACCUCAAGGCCGCCGCCCGUCGCAACCAUGCUGUUCUUCGGCAGCGGAGUUCAAAGUCCCCGCCGGCGCAGCCAGGAAAAGGCCAUCUUCUGCACUAUCCUGAUUGUCUACGCCCUCUAUUUCCUCUUCUUCUCCGGCAGCUCCGAACAUGCACACAUAGACACAUCAGCCCACGACGCAGUGUCAAAGGGCGGCCCUUACCGCGAUUCGCGCUCCGGACAAGCUGCGCCGUCCGCUUCGGCCGCGCGACAAGGCAAAGCCCUUGAUAAGGAGAUGGUCGUGGCCAGCACGAAAUCCGACGAUGUCUCAUGGCUCUACCAGUACUUUCCGGAGUGGCACAAGAGCAUUUAUGUUGUGGACGACAAAAAGGCUCAGUUGACGGUGAAGCAGAAUAAGGGCCGGGAGUCAAUGGUCUAUCUGACGUAUAUUAUCGACAACUACGACAACCUUCCCGAUUCGAUCCUCUUUAUCCAUCCCCAGAGAUACCAAUGGCACAAUGACGAUCCUUACUAUGACGGCGUGCCGGUCCUCCGCAAUUUCCAACUCCCCUACCUGCAGAAACAGGGCUAUGUGAAUCUGCGCUGUGCUUGGACACUCGGCUGCCCGGCGGAGAUCCACCCGUACACCGAUCCGCACCGUAAGGACGUCCAUGCUGGAGAGUACUUCAAACACGGGUUCGAGGAACUCUUCCCUGGGGAGGAGGUGCCAGAAGAGGUGGGAGUUUCGUGCUGCGCGCAGUUUGCCGUCACAAGCUGGAAAAUCAGAGAACGGCCCAAGAAGGACUAUGAACGAUACAGGAAGUGGUUGACUGAGACGAAGCUUGCGGAUGAACAUAGUGGAAGAAUUAUGGAGUAUUCAUGGCACAUGAUCUUUGGCAAGGGACCUGUCCACUGCCCAACGGCCGAAGAGUGCUACUGCAAGGUGUUCGGGCUGUGUGACUUGGAUUGCCCAACUGAGGGAGAGUGCGCUGGCCGCUAUGUUCUCCCGCCGUAUUCAUCGCUGCCGGACGGAUGGCCAUAUAUUGGCUGGAAGGGCCAGAAGCAGGACCCCAGCAAGGGACUUCCCGAGGCAUAAGCUCACUACUACGGCGUGAUUGUCAUGAUAAUAAAGCAACGUGAGAUGCCUCGAUUACUGGCCAGACCGAGAAUAUCGAUGUCUGUGUCAUUCCACUAGGUGGUUCAUCCUACCCUGCAGCGAGCGGCCCGGCAUCGGUUUGGAAGAGCACAUUAGCCGAAUGACCUGAUGUUGCCGCGUCCGCUGCACCAAUCCCCUCACUCUGUUACAAAUGUGCAGAAGAGGACGUUGUCUCAAAUGAGACUGUAUGUGUAUGUACAUAUAUAACACCAAAAUCAGGUCGCGACUUGUUCUCAGCGUGAGGUCCCAGCGCGACGGUACAGGGGUGGAGCGGAAAUCCGCGCUGUCUAAUGAAGUAUGGUGGUGAUGUAUUGUGUAUCAAUGUUUUAGUAUGGAUAUUGAAUUUACU
Messenger RNA from Aspergillus homomorphus CBS 101889, 1830 nucleotides. RefSeq names its product DUF3431 domain-containing protein. The transcript has 3 exons. NCBI's taxonomy places the organism in Eukaryota, Fungi, Ascomycota, Eurotiomycetes, Eurotiales, Aspergillaceae. The record is from RefSeq and is a predicted model, not a curated record. Bases 375 to 1421 code for a protein of 348 amino acids.